GUUCACUUCAAUUAAAAUUGGUGCGACUGGCAGAUACAACUAAACAUCCAAAACAACAAUCUUUUACACCUAGAAGAAGGAAAUCCGAUCACUAGUAAUGAGCAACGAUAGCACCAAUCGUGCGAAGUGCGUUGGUUCGCCACGCGGUCGGAAAAGAAAAUCACGUUGGGGCGAUGCGGCAAGGGACAAAACAUCCAUCCCAGGUAUGCCAACAGUUUUGCCAAAUACGUUUACACCACAACAGCAAGAGAUCUAUGUGAUGCAAUUGCAAAUAGAAGAGAUCAGCCGCCAGCUUCGAACGGGCGAUGUGACGAUUCCUGAGAAAAGAUCUCCAUCACCGGAACCAAUCUACGAUCCUCAUGGGAAGCGGUUGAACACGCGUGUGAACCGUGCACGUGAAAAGUUGAAAGAACAACGCCAUCGAUUGAUUCAGCAGCUGCUAUUGAAAAAUCCGACCUUUAAGCCUCCAUCCGACUACAAGCCCCCAGUAGCUAUCUGCAGCGAUAAAGUUGUUAUACCGCAGGAGGAGUAUCCGAACAUAAACUUCAUCGGUUUACUCAUCGGACCACGUGGCAACACAUUGAAGGCAAUCGAGAAGGACACUGGCGCUAAGAUUAUCAUUCGCGGCAAGGGUUCGGCGGCGUCAUCCAAGGUAAAGUCGGUCAUCGCUGCCGAUGAGCCGCUUCACGCUUUGGUUACUGCCAAUACUUCGGAAGCGGUGACGAAAGCUGUCGGCCGCAUCCGGGAAAUUAUUCAACAAGGAGUUAAUGAACCGAAUCUUUCAAACCAUCUGCGCCGGCAGCAGCUGUUCGAGCUGGCCCAGAUUAACGGAACUCUUCGCCAACCGUGUGUGAGAAAGAGCUGGCCUAACACCGUGAGCAGUGUCGUUUGUCUGGCAUGUGGUGGUGGAGGUCAUAUAACGAGCGACUGUCGCACCAACAACCAACCCCACAAUCAGAACGAAAAACAACCAACGGGAGAAAAUGUUGUUCCGAAGUACGAUGAGCCGUAUCUGGACUUUUUGGCAGAAAUUGGUGAAGCACCGUCAGGGAAAAAAUGCCACCAUGGUGUUGCCACUCAAGAGACUGAGGCUUGUGGCAACAAUCCAACUUCUGCACAAGACCAAUCAAGAGCUGCUAGCGUACAACAAUCAGCGCCACUUACCCAGCAGGAAGAAUCCUCCCAGUAUCCAUCUCCGUACACGGCCACAUUCACUGACGCUACGGCAGCUGUACCAUCGCUGAUCAAUUAUAUGGAUCCACUAUUGACUUAUUACCCACAAAGUAAUGCCUCAACAACGUCCGAAGUUAGUGGAUGGACCAACGAAUGUUCAGUACUCGGGUCUUCACAGCACGUGCAACAACCGCCAUCUGAAACAUCAACUAGUGCUUUUAUGGACCUGGCACAAGGGCACUACUACUAUUGGCCUAAUGUACCGGCUUCAAUUAAUGAAUAUGGUACCGAAACUGUAAAUUAUCUCAAUCUCGGCUACUGGACUGCGGAAAAUGCAGCAACGUAUGGGUACUUCCUACCUCCGCCAGGAGAUACUGCUCCAAAGCCAUAGUUCCUAACAAAGGAUGGUUUUCACCGGAACAACGAUUACUGCGUACACUUAUCCGGUGGCUUUCCUUUUUUUGUUUUUAUUAAGGAUUCUGGUAGAUAAUGAGUGGUUUUAAACUUCAACUACAAAGUUGUAAUAAAACUAACAUGAACAGUGUAUCUAAGGUAUAAAAUCUCAAAAAAAAAAUCAACUUGAUUAAUUGUAGUAAAUAGAUAAAACACUAGAGAAAAACAAUAACAAUAAUACAACUAAACAAAUCGGGUAGAGCUCCUACCAGUGAAAUGUCCUUCUGCGGAAAAUGCGGUGUCCCCGCACACUCGAAAAAAAACGGCCACAAAGAUGAACUCAAAUCGUCACAAUCGUUGCUCUCAUAAAACAAAUUUCUUUUUCCCGACGCUACUUUGCACAAUGUGUGCAUACCCCCAGUACGGUAUAGGCCGACUGGUUGAAAAAUGGGGCUUUUGUGGAUGCCCCCGGGAAGGAUCCAGAUACUAUCCGCUUGCAACCGCAAACCAUAUGAAGAGUGUCACCGGCACGAUAUCACGAGCAAGCGUGGAGUUUUAUGAAUCACAAUAAAAUUAAAUUUGUCUUCAAUCCUUGUGCGCCACAGUGAAACAUUUCUUUCAGGAAAGCUCUUCCCCAGGCCAGGAUUGGUGGGAAUUGGCUGUACAGCGGUAGUGCUGACCUCCGUGCCUUCCUAUACAAAGUUGUUGUACUCCCGGGUGCAUUCCUCUUGAGCUGCUUUUAUCUUUCAUCCCUGCAACUACAGGGGAUAAAGGGGAUGUGCAAAUUGCGAAUAACAAUUGUACAACUUGUGCGUUUUUGCCCUUUUUUUUUCGUUGGUUUGUUAUAUUUCAAUGCUGCCUUUUUUUUUGCAUGUGGUGCAUGUCACAACAACUGUAGGUACACAUAUAUUCCCACAAAUAGCUUCCGGGAUUUUAUGGUGUACGGCGGUUGAUUGAAAUAGUUCCGGUACAAAUUAAAAGCUGCCCGUAGCCGUACGCUCGCUUUCAUGCUGGAAUCCUUUUCAUGAUUGGAUCGGAUUGUUUCAGAUUCCUUCAAUUUCAAAGAUAGAACUGAGGGUAAACAAUGUUUAUGUCUUUACAUAAAAAAUGAAGCACAUAAAUUUGAGAGGAAAUUUUCUAAUAAGAAGCAAACCAUCUUUAAUGACUUUGCAUGAAGCAUUAGUGAAACCAAAAAUCAUAAUUGCAGUUCCACCACUAUUUAAUGACUGUAGUGAACAAAGAGAUAAAGUAAGACAGUUAACAUUAGCAAUUAAAAGCCACAAAUUAAUUUGAUAAAUCCGGUGCGCUCGCGAAACGCAACUCACAGGCGAUUCAUUUUUGCCUCCAGAAGAAGCCUGUGAAACUUCUUUGUGCGCGUCGUGAAAACUUGCCGGCAUGGGGGUAAAUCAUAACUACAAAGACAAAAUAAUGCUCGAAUGCCGUGGAAUGAAGUAUCCGGAAACUGGGCCAUUACCAUUAUCAUCGUCAUCAUCAUCACCAGCACCAUCAUCAGCAUCAUCGUCAAGCCGCGCCAAGCUCAGAAAACUCGGGGAAGUCACAAAAGCAACCCUCAAGGCAAGAAACCAAGAACCUUUUGUUAUCUGUCUUGCAUUAAAACAAUAACGAUAAUGACGAUGAUGAUGCAUCACAAUCUUAGGGCGGGUGAAGAAUUUUGAGAACAACAAAAAAACUCCCGUUUCCCCCUAAGGAUUCUCCAUGCAACUCCUUUGAGGUCACAAAUGGCUUUCAGUUGCGGGAAGACGCAAAAAUGCAGAUCCAGAAAUCUCCUAGAGAACACGUUCCAAAACAGCACCGAGCACUGUGUGCAGCACACGAGCCGGAGUGGAAAAGAUUUCUCCAGCAUAGGACACGAGUUGAAAGUAAUUUUCCUUUGUCUGCCGCAUUAUACCUACCGAAUGGGAGCUUUGCACUUUCACUUGGGGUGGAGUAGCGCGAUCGGAGGGACGUGAGCGAAGGGUGGGGGAACUGUUGACAGGAUAUCCUCAGCAGAAGUGGCCAACGUUCUUGGGCGCAUCCGGGGCGGCUGUUGGUGUGGGAUCGUAAAAAAAUCCCCCGUAGUGCUAACACCCGGUGGCAGCUCCCGAGCUCGCAUCGGAAUGAUCGAAAAGGGUGGUUCGGUGCAAAGAAACGACAACUGGGAGGCACAAUGCAGAAGGUCAAAAGUUUUAGCAUCUUUGGCGAAAUGGGAAAACUCACAAGAAGUGUGGCUGAUAAGGCGUUGGUCUUCACGAUAUGUGGGAGCUAGCGAAAAGCCGAAAUAUUUUAAAUGAUACGUAAUCUUUCUAUAAACGAUUUAGAUUUAGCAUUAACUGACUUUAAAAUGGCAGAAAAUAUAUUUUAUUUAUAA
This is a messenger RNA of Anopheles stephensi (Asian malaria mosquito), 3934 nucleotides long. RefSeq names its product splicing factor 1-like. Gene Ontology annotation, cellular component: nucleus. Lineage: Eukaryota; Metazoa; Arthropoda; Insecta; Diptera; Culicidae. The transcript is spliced from 3 exons. Gene Ontology annotation, biological process: regulation of mRNA splicing, via spliceosome. The record is from RefSeq and is a predicted model, not a curated record. Bases 98 to 1564 code for a protein of 488 amino acids. Gene Ontology annotation, molecular function: zinc ion binding; mRNA binding.